Anopheles coustani is the source of this 1907-nucleotide messenger RNA. RefSeq names its product FAST kinase domain-containing protein 2, mitochondrial-like. Bases 7 to 1818 code for a protein of 603 amino acids. The transcript is spliced from 2 exons. The record is from RefSeq and is a predicted model, not a curated record. NCBI's taxonomy places the organism in Eukaryota, Metazoa, Arthropoda, Insecta, Diptera, Culicidae.
UCCAUCAUGCUGCGAAACACCAUCUACCGGGUUCUUGCUCUACACAGAAACGUAAACAGCACCUACGGUUUAGCUAAAUAUUGCACGGCCGGCAGGGACAUAGUUUCAUCUGAUCCGGCCUCGUCGCACUUUGGCCUGCUCAAGUCAGCCACAGACGCGAAAGAAGUGUUAGAUCUUUUACCUGCAAUCAGCCGAACAAAGGAAGACCGCCAUGUGUACACCCUGCCUGCGUUAAAAACAUUAUUCGAGCUUCACAAAAAUGGCAAAAGUACACUGCGCUCCGAUCAGAUAGUGCGCCACCCCCAAUUUGCUGAGCUGUGCCAGCAUGUUCGACACGAAUCACGGACUUUUCAAAUGAAUGACAUAACGGAAUGUUUAAAAAUUCUCACCUUCUUCGGGGUGCACACCAACAGUGAAAUCAUCACCGUGCUAUUGCAGUUGAUUCGUCACCAGAUCAAUGAUGUAACUUUGGAUCAUAUUGUUUUUCUCAGCUUUAUCCUAAAAAAACUCGAUCGAACGCCGCUUGUCGAGGCGCUACAAAUAGCCCUUCCUAUGUUACUGCAGGUGCAAAUAGGCUACAAGCUAGAUCAUGAAAACGUACAGCAACUGGUGGAUUUGCUGGAAUUUGUCUCUCUCCAUAGGGUUAACGAUCGCACGGCUAUGAACAUUGUCAGCUCUUUAACACUUCACGGGACCAAUCUUUCCCCCGAGCAGGCCAUAAAUGCCUUGAAAGCGUUAGCUAGCUUUCGCACGUUCCAGCCUCAAUACAGCAAAUUGCUACAGAAUGUGUUCGAGGUGCUGGAGCAUCAGAUAGAUCAGCUACCGUUUAAAAUGCUAGACUAUGUACUCAAAAAAGUGCUCGAUAAAAACCUCGAGCACUUCCCUAUGUUUUACCAUGAACCAUUUCUGAAACGAUGCGCCCAGUAUGUCAUUGAUAAGGAUAUUGGUCUACUGAAUGCACUGUACGUGCUAAAAAAGCUGAACAAAAUAUCAUUUCUUUACAUCCCCUUGCUGGAUUACAUAGCCGCUCACGCAAAUAAUAUUUCACUGGUGCCAACGUCCGGUAUAAUCACGAUCGUGGCCGGAUUCUCCAACGCCAACUAUAAACCGACUAACUGGGAAAUGGUCAAACAAGAAAUUGCACGCAAUACAACAAUUACCCACCCAGCCAUACCAUGGAUACGUUAUAAUUUGGAACUUCUCUCGCUGGACAUAUUCAAUGAGCAACUUAUCACACACUGGUUGGAUCCAAAGUCGUUGGAAUUAAGUAUGGCCCGGAACGUACUGGUAGAUUAUCUUCAGCUGUCCGAGCUCGGUCAAACGCUUAAGCUGCUUUAUGCUGACAAGUACAACGGACCCUACCCUGCUAAACACUUUGUAGACAAAUCGGUAACACUUACACUACAAAAUAAUGAAAACCCGUUGCUUAAACCACUGGAGUUUGCGUUUGGCGGAGAAGAGUAUAUUAGUACAAAAGUAGUUUCCGAUCACGGGCAUGUCAUCGACCACAUUAUCGCUUUCGAUUCUACUGGAACGCCAGUAGCAAAACCUACAGCCCCAGCCGAAGGCCCAGUCCUGCUAGAAAGCUUGCGAAGACCGGGACAUGUACUUAUUGCCAUUAUCUAUCUACCUAGAAGCUGUUAUGCUAUCAACGUCAAUCGGUUACGUGGAAGGUUUAAUCUUUACUUGAAGACGAUCGAGGCGAUGGACGUACGCACAGUAUCCGUGUCACCAUACGUAUGGACAAAUCUACCCGAAGCAGAACGAAUUCCAUUCUUGCAGCGUGAAGUACAACAGAGAGCGCAUCAAAACCCUUAACAGUCCAGCAGCAGCGAACCUAGUCCACGGAAAGCAAAUAAAGUGAUUGCAAAAUUCGAACAAUAAACGUGAAAAUUAAAAGCCAGAAA